GCUUUUGCAAACAGCCCUGGUGUUUCUCCAACACUCUCAGCUUCCACCAGGCAGCCCCACGGGCAGCGGGCGGUGGAGCUGAGGGUGCUGUGCCCACCAGGUACCCUCCUCCACCCCAGUGCAGCCUCUGUGGGAUCAGGGCAGGAGGGACAGGGGCACAGGGGGCUGCAGGGGCUUCAGAUCCCCACGGUAAUUCCUCCUCCUCUCUUCCAGUGUCCUGCUGCUGAUAAAGGCUAGAGGCAACAUGUCUGCUGUUGUGAGUACUGAGCAUCCCCUCCCUGCAGCGCUGAGCUGUGGCACCCCUCGCUCUUCCCUGUCCCUUGGGGUGCAGCCCAGAGGGACCCGCACAGCGCCGGGGCUGUCCCCAGCCUCGUGGGGCUGGCGGGGAGGGAGGUGGGGGGCUGUGAGCAGAGGAUUCCUCAGCCCCCCAUCCUCUCCUCGCCCCCAGACGGGCACCUUCCGCAUCGUCUCGGAGGAGGAGCAGGCCCUGCGCACCAAGCUGGAGCGCCUCACCACCAAGGACCACGGCCCCGUUUUCGGGAGGUGCCAGCAGAUCCCCCCGCACACCCUGCAGAAGGUGAGGCACAGCCCAGGGACCCGCAGCCAGCGGCACCGUGUCCGGCUGCUUUCCUGUGCCAAAACACACGCCGGGGUGGGUCUGUGGGUGGCUCGGGGUCCCCAGGGCUUUGUGAGGAUGCUGAGGACCCUUCCCUGCUCCCCACCCCAGGCAAAGGACGAGCUGAACGAGACCGAGGAGCAGAGGGAGGCGGCGGUGAGGGCGCUGCGGGAGCUGGUGCAGGAGCGGGCGGGCAGCGAGGACGUCUGCAAGGCGGUGGCCGAGAAGAUGCAGGGCAAGGACGACUCCUUCUUCCUCCGCUUCAUCCGCGCCCGCAAGUUCGACGUCCACAGGGCCUACGACCUGCUGAAAGGCUACGUGAACUUUCGGCAGCAGUACCCCGAGCUCUUCGACAACCUGACCCCCGAGGCUGUGCGCAGCACCAUCGAGGCGGGCUACCCCGGCAUCCUGGCCAGCAGGGACAAGUACGGCCGGGUGGUGAUGCUCUUCAACAUCGAGAACUGGGACUACGAGGAGAUCACCUUCGACGAGAUCCUUCGUGCCUACUGCGUUAUCUUGGAGAAGCUGCUGGAAAACGAAGAGACCCAGAUCAACGGGUUCUGCAUCAUCGAGAACUUCAAGGGCUUCACCAUGCAGCAGGCGUCAGGGAUCAAACCUUCCGAGCUCAAGAAGAUGGUGGACAUGCUGCAGGACUCCUUCCCAGCGCGCUUCAAGGCCGUGCACUUCAUCCACCAGCCUUGGUACUUCACCACGACCUACAACGUGGUCAAACCCUUCCUGAAAAGCAAACUGCUGGAGAGGGUCUUUGUGCACGGCGAGGAGCUGGAGUCCUUCUACCAGGAGAUCGACGCCGACAUCCUGCCGGCAGACUUCGGUGGCAACCUGCCCAAGUACGAUGGCAAAGCCACUGCGGAGAAGCUCUUCGGGCCCUGCAUCGAGGCUGAAGACACGGCUCUCUAAAGCGGGGGCCGCCCCCCUUCCCCCCUAACAUAGGCUCAGAGGUGGUCCCCUAACCCCAACCACCUCCCUCCCGUAGCGUUGGUUGAGUGACUGCUGGGAACGAGGCGCUCCGGGUGCAUUGCCCCGUGCCUGUCCCCAUCCCCAGACCUGGCUGUGGGCCACCUGGCAGCCCCGUCCCACCUGGAAUAGGGUCCCUGCCCCUCCUGGAGUAGGGUCCUUUCCCUGGGAGCCAGCAGAGAAAGCUGGCCACCAGCCUGCUCCUGCAAAAAAAAGGGGGCACGGGGGAAUGACCAUGCUGGGAAGGGGGGUGGUGGCAGCCAGGAGGAUGUCCCUUUUUCCCUUUGCCCCGGGCACACCGCAGGGGUUCGGAUGCAGGUAGGACGUGCCUUGCUCUGCUUCAGCCUUAGCUUUUUCUUCUGUGGGGCAGUGCAGCCGGAGAGGGGCUCCACAGCCAGCCCUGGGGGCACUGGGGAGCUCCUGGGGUGGCAUCGGCUGGAGGGGGGACAGGCAGGAGUGGGGGUAACGCAGCCGGAGGCCGUCACAGCAGGAGGGCCCUGCCAGGGGCUGGCUGAAAGCUGGACGCGGAGAAAUAAAGAAGUGUUUAACAGCACAGCUCCUGGGUCCCUCGUGGCACACGGCAAGGGACAGGGGGAGGCUUUUGGGGCACAGGUGCUGCUGCUCAGCUCUGUUAGAGGCUUGGAGCAGCAGCCCUGCUGUGAACAGGCCUCUUGGCACAGAGAUCAAGGAACCAUCCUUCCCCAUCCUCCCUGCAUCCCAAAGCAGAGUUCUCCUUCCCCUGGACCAGGCCCCCCAAUUCUGUCCCCUGCUUUAGCCAGAGAAAACAGCCCGAAAGAUGCAAAGAACCCAAGAAGGGCCCAGAUGGAGCUGACUACCUAAUCCUCACUCUGUCAGGGAGAAAGAACAGCAGCCACUGAGGGUCAGAGAUGAAUUUUAACCACAGGACAGUGAAAGAUGUGCAGAUUUACCCCCGCAAAUCCCCUAAAAGCCUUAACACAGCUGCCUCUCCCAGCACUGCAUCUGAGAAGGAGCUCAGAUCAAAGCCGUUCACAUCAGGAAAACCCCAUGAGGAGCCCCAAAAGGAGGAGGAGGGCACGAGAGCUGCUCACGACCAGCGAGGGGUGGCAGCACCGCUAGCCCAGGACUUGACGGUCACCUCCUCCUCUGCCACCCCAGUAUUGCCCCCUCCUCCCCGUCCCCCAGCCACACACCAGCGCCUUUCAUUAGCAGAGGGCCAGAGCCCAUCCAGAGCCGACAAGAGCUGCAUUCAUCAGGGCACUGGCUCGGGCUCAAACCAAACAGGAGGCUGGCUCCGAAGCCGCCGGGAGGACGGGGCCUGUCUGGGCUGCAAUCCCUUUCCUGCAGCCUCCGCAGCGCUGCCGACUCGCUGAGCACCACGGACCCUGCGAUCCCAGCCUGGUGCCAGGGCCCCGAGGAGGACUGGAGGCAGCUCCUCACCCCGCUGAGCCCACCGAGCAGCCCCAGGGAAGCCCCCGCAGCCCUGGGGCCAGUGAAAACACAACAGCCUGGCUUGCUCGCUCAGGAAAGCAAUCACACCUCCUCUGGGGGAAGAAAAAGCAACUAGGAAAGGCUCGAGCAUUACUUGUGCACGCAACGCGGGCUGGAAGGGGAGGCAGGGGGAAGAUGAACACAGAGCUAGCUCCCCAGGCUGAGCCACCAGCCCGUCAGCUGCUGAGAAAACCACACAGGGCUUUGCUCAGGGGACAGCAAGGCUCCCCAUGCUUAGCUACUGCUUGAGCCAGGGCAAUUAUUCGAGAUGCUCCCAUUUAUAGAGAUAUCUGUGUAUGUAUAGGAGUGGCAGAGCUUCUCCCCAAGGCAGGGAAGAAGAGUGCAAGCUUGAGGCUUCUCCCCCCAAGGAGGCGGCCAGCUGCAGCUCCUGGAACAACCAGAGCCCCUGCAUUUACCUCCAGAGGAGCCAAGAAGUGGUCAGAAACCCAGAGGCAGGACUAAAUCUUGUGACACGGGAAUUACUGACAAGGGUUUCUAAGGGUUUUUCCUGUCGGGGAGACAGGAGGGGAAGCAGCGAGGCAACUCCUGCUUUCGUGUACCCCACAGGGAUAUAUGGGCAGCCCUGCUCUGAGGUGCUCCUGUUUUAGCCACGAACAAACAGAAGCCUUAACACCAAACACUAAACUCACAUUUAAGGGCUGGGACUGAAGAACUCCUCCAGUUCCUCCUUGAGCUAAUCCAAAUCCUGUGACUGAGGGAAGGUGUUCAGACACCCGUCUGUGUUCUGGUGAGGAUGACCUUGUUGGCCCCAUACGUUCCCCUGUCAGCCCAUCCUUUCCUCGCUGCUGCUCCGUGUGUCAGGAAUGACAGCAGGACCCCCCCACCCAGUAACACGGGACACAGCCACUCCACGGAGCACUGACUUCCAUAAGUCCUUUAUUUUUAAAUAAAGAAAUCCCACUGAAUCAAAGAUAACAAAAUUACAUUUUGUUGUGCAAUGACUUCCAUCUUACACCACACAGAAGAACAAAAAUUAAAGAAAAAAAUCAAAGA
Messenger RNA from Anas platyrhynchos (mallard), 4078 nucleotides. The record is from RefSeq and is a predicted model, not a curated record. NCBI's taxonomy places the organism in Eukaryota, Metazoa, Chordata, Aves, Anseriformes, Anatidae.